This is a messenger RNA of Racocetra fulgida, 455 nucleotides long. NCBI's taxonomy places the organism in Eukaryota, Fungi, Glomeromycota, Glomeromycetes, Diversisporales, Gigasporaceae. The record is from the annotation of a GenBank genome assembly.
AAUUUGAAUAUGAUAAAGAUGAUGAAAUAUUUAAUAAGAAUGACGAAUAUUUAUCUGAUGAUGAGGAUUUAUUUGAUAAUAUGAAUCUUUUUUCACAUAUUUUAGAGAAAAUUAAAACAGAAAUGUGCGUAAUGCUUUUGCCAUUAAUAUUGACAGGAACAAAAACCGCUAGUGAACUUAAGAGCAUGAUCCAAACAACAAAACAUAAUGACUUUGCUGGCAUCGAUUCUGACCGCCUCAAAUUAUGGCAAACUGAAAUUUCUGACGCUAAUUACGAUGAACUGGUUAAUUUUCAAAUCCAUGACAACGACGCUAGCUUGGACCCAGUUUUCUUGGAUAAUUAUAUUCCAAACAAUGUUGGACAACAUAAUAUGCUCACAGCAUUGCAGCAAACUAAUAUUUGUACUCCUUGCAAAAAGGAAAAUAAGCAAAUAUUUCACCAAAGAGCCAGCUAA